This is a messenger RNA of Fraxinus pennsylvanica, 468 nucleotides long. The record is from the annotation of a GenBank genome assembly. NCBI's taxonomy places the organism in Eukaryota, Viridiplantae, Streptophyta, Magnoliopsida, Lamiales, Oleaceae.
AUGGCGACUGAAGAGGUCAGCAAACCUCCAGCACUCCCUCCAUAUCGACAGAUGAUUAUGGAAGCUUUGGAUUCAUUGAAGCAAAAGGAGGGAGCAAACAAGACAUCGAUAUCGGAAUACAUAGAAUCCAAGUAUAAAGACUUGCCUGCUGCGCAUGUAAACUUGUUAUCAGCCCAUUUGACUGCAAUGAAGGACAGUGGGGAGCUUUUAUUCAUCAAGAACAACUACCUGAAGCCGGGAACGGAAAUCCCACCGAAGCGCGGCCGAGGACGUCCAAGGAAGGACCCAAAUUCAUUACCUGAACCGAAGAAGCCAAAGCCAGCGGCGGUUGCCCCAGCUGAUUCAAAGACUGGAAGGCCAAGGGGCAGGCCGAGGAAGGUGAAUCCACAGCCUGCACCAAAUGGCUUGGAAGGCGUCUUCCUUUGUGUUUCACCUUUGUAUGAUGUUACUUUGCGGACUGUGGUCUAG